AGAAUGCUCCGCGCGCGCGUUUGCCGCUGAAUGGGGCGCCUCGGUUGGGGCCGUUGGGAGGAAGAAGAGUCAGAAUUGGUUAAGGCUUCUCAUUAAGCUUUCUUUGUGAUAAUUACAGAAUGCCUCAAGAUUUUACAGACAAUGGGCUGUAUGUACCCUGAUGAGAUUUUGUGCAUGGAGACAUGCUGCUUGCUAUGGCAUCUGAGACUGACAAAGCCAAUGCUCUUCUCCAGUUGUUCAGCACAGCGUCUGUUAUUUCAAGUCUAGGACUGGGGAUUUUCUGCUAUUUAGCAGAUAGACUUCUGCAAUAUUCUUUCAUUCAGCAAACCUACUGGCUGCGGGCAUUGUCCGAUAAUAUGGUACAUGGUAUUAUAGGACUGUGGUCAUGGGCAAUAGUGAUUGGACUCAAGAAAAAAAGUGACUUUACAGAAGUAAUUUUAGCUGGUUUCCUCUCCUCCGUGAUUGAUAUGGAUCACUUUAUUCUAGCUGGCUCCCUUUCACUAAAGGCUGCCCUGACUCUCCCGCAAAGACCGUUCCUUCACUGUUCUACUGUGAUUCCAGUUGUGUGCCUGAUGUUAAAGUUUGUUAUGCAUCUUCUCAAGCUGAAGGAUUCCUGGUGCUUUCUUCCCUGGAUGAUGUUUAUCUCCUGGACUUCGCAUCAUGUUCGAGAUGGAAUACGCCAUGGCCUGUGGAUCUGCCCCUUUGGAAAGACCGCUCCCCUACCUUAUUGGCUUUAUGUGGCCGUCACUGCAACUUUACCUCAUCUUUGUUCUUUUCUUUUGUAUUUGACUGGAACAAGAGAACUGAUGUCAAUAAAACAUGGGAUUCGUAUUGAUGUGUAAAGAUAUUGAAGAUGGUUCUGUUCUUGGAAAUAAUUUUUUUCUUGAUUAUUGAAUUAGGUCAAAGUUGAUGUUACAUAGCCUAAUGAAACAACGUUGAUUUCCUGUGGUCACUGCUGCACAAGGUAUUGUGUGACUGGUAGGGGACAAUUUAUUUAUUGAUAGCUCCUUUUUUAAGAUUUUAUUGUUGUCUGUUUUUGUUAAGUGUGUGUAAAUAGCUGCUGGUCCCAAUCAUUGUUUUUCUUGCCUGAACCUAGUGGCUAAAACCCCUUUUAAUAAAUGGAUUCCAGUUUCAAAAAUAUUUCCUCUGAUUCGGCAUCUGUUUAACAUCGGGACUAAAGGGCUUAAUGUAUAGAAGCUGUUACUGUAGAUCUCUAGGCAGCUGACACCCUCUUCUUCCCUUGAAAGAUAUGGUGGUGGGGAGAAAUGGAUAAAAUGCUAUCUGUCUCAGCAUUACUUAGAUGUUCUCUUGUAUCCUCUGCUUUAAAUAUUUGCCAUAGAUAUUGUCAGCUGUAUCUGCAUCAUUCUGAAUAUAUGAACAACAUCACUGAUAAAAAGUUUAAAAUUCAACACUGUAUGUUAUUUAGGGAAAUAUAACAGUAGUGACACUGCACUUUAUUAAGAGAUGGCAAGAAAUAGGGACCUUUGGAGUUAAUGCUAGUUCCUUAAAAUCUAUAUUUUGGUGGGGUUGUGCAAAGCAUUCAGAAGAAAUUAUUUGUCAACAGGUAGAUAUGCAAAAGAAGGGAUUAAAAAAAAGAAAUCACAUGUUUUGCAACCCUUGCACAUCAAAAGCUAUCUCUGUGCCUGUAUAUGUGAAUGCACAGACAAUACUAACAGUGGAACCACCAGCAAAGGAAAGUGACUGGGCAUACAGAUGCAUGCUGAGACUAACCAGGAACAAGUUUUAAAGUGGCUGCAUCUAUAUUGCAAAAGACGCAGCUGCCUUCGCAGUUUGAAGAGUGGUGCUUCAUGUUGUCAUGAAUGACACAGCAUGGAAACUAAUACUGUCUUUUGAAUAUUUUGUACUGUUCUCCUUUAUGCCUCUAAUUUCUUAAUACAAGUGGAAUGGGGUAGAUGAGUGGAAUAUUAUGUAGUAACAUGCAGAAUAUUCUUUUGCCACUUGCAGAGAGGUUGUUUACCAUUCAGAACACUGAGAGGUGUUCUGAUUUUGAAAUGAACUUAUUUCCAUUUAUAAAGAAUAUAAAAUGACUAAAACAAAGAAUGUAUUGUAUUGCCUGUAACGUUCUGGUAUGAUCAUAAAUGCAUUUGCUUUCAGGACUUUCAGUGAAAUCAUAACAGAAUUAACAUUCCUGGAAGAGUUGGUGCCAAUUAAAAUAUGUUCUGCUUUUAUUGAAUGUUAGUAUUCCUUUUGGUUUUCAAAAGAAAGUUGAAAUGUGCAAUAUUGACAACUAUCAAGAAUUCAUCCUAAUCAAUCCUGAUAAAUAAUUUCUAACAGAAUAACAGUUGGAAGGGGUUUGGAGGUCUUUUAGUCUAACUGCCUGGUCAGCAGGAGACUUUCAGACAAAUGGCUGUCCAGUCUCUUCUUAAAAAUCUCCAGUAAUGGAGCAUCCACAACUGUUCAUUUUUGUUGUUGUUUUGUUGUUUGUUUCUGCUGUUUGAUUUAUAUACAUGCACACAUCUUUGCUUAUCCUGAGAAAUACUGUUGUCAACAAUACAUAAGAAAGUGGAAUCAGGGAUGGUAAUUCCUGUUAAUGUUUCCAAUAAUACUUCAUUUGCAUUAAAACUGCUUUAAAU
Notechis scutatus (mainland tiger snake) is the source of this 2594-nucleotide messenger RNA. It is a transcript of the gene TMEM267, whose product is annotated as transmembrane protein 267. The record is from RefSeq and is a predicted model, not a curated record. NCBI's taxonomy places the organism in Eukaryota, Metazoa, Chordata, Lepidosauria, Squamata, Elapidae.